Malus domestica (apple) is the source of this 2297-nucleotide messenger RNA. NCBI's taxonomy places the organism in Eukaryota, Viridiplantae, Streptophyta, Magnoliopsida, Rosales, Rosaceae. The record is from RefSeq and is a predicted model, not a curated record.
CAAAAAAUCAAAAGUAAAAAUCGAUUAACGACCAUCGUUUUUCCCUCAAACUAUUGGCAUCUGUUAGUGCUCCGUCGUCUUCUGAUUGUCCUCCUAAUCGGAGAAGAAGGGCAACCAAAUCCACGUUGUCCGUCGUCGUUUUCUAAGGCAUUGAAAUAUUCGUCCUCCGAAUUCGUGGUUUUCCGAUUCUCCCCGGCGCUCCUUGAGCGUACGGUAGCCUCAGCGCGCGAAACAAUCAGACGGUGGCGAUGGCGUCGGCGCAGAAACAAUCGGCGAAUGUGGAUCUAUUCGAUGCGUAUUACCGACGAGCCGAUUUGGACCCCGAUGGCCGGAUUAGUGGCAAUGAAGCCGUCGCUUUCUUCCAGGGCUCCGGUCUCCCCAAACUGGUCCUUGCGCAGAGGUUUUAACGCAGGUGUGGGAUUUAUCCGAUCAGGAUAACAAUAGCAUGCUUUCUGUCAGAGAGUUUUGUGUUGCCUAUAUUUGCUGGAGCGUUUAGGGAUGCCCUCUUCCAGCAGUGCUACCAAACAAUGUUAUGCUUGAUUUAUCCAAUAUUUUUCAACCUGCAAAUAAUUACUCCAAUGCUGCAAUGUAGCCUGGAGACCUGCAUCUUGCUUUUAACAACAGCAACCGAUCCUUGGUCCUGGUGCUUGGCACAUGGCAACCCCAGCUGGAGGAAGGCCACUGAAGCCAGUUGCUCCUUCUCAUGCUGAGGAAAAGCAGCAGGCCAAUCAGCAGAAACCUAGAGUACCAGAAUUGGAGAAACAUCUUGUAAAUCAACUGAGUACAUAGGAGGUUAACUCACUGAACUCAAAAUUCAAAGAAGCAACUGAAGCUGAUAAAAAAAGUAGAACUGGAUAAAGAAAUUUUGGAUGCUAGAGAGAAAAUUGAAUAUUUCCGGGUCAAAAUGCAGGAACUUGCUGGCAACCUGGCAUCCAAGAAGGAGCUGCUGACUGGGAUGAGGUUUGGCAUAGCUUUGAAGAUGAAGGAUUCACUUUUGUCAAGGAGCUCACUCUUGAUGUGUCAAAUGUCUUGGCACCUCCAAAACAGAAAUAAUCAUCAGUUGAGAAAGCAAAAGCUCCCCCAGUUGAGAGUCCAACAACCGCUUCUUCACCUAAAGUUGAUGUUAAGUCAGAAAGGCCUCAAAGUACGGAUGCCAAGGUUGUUGAAAAUGGAGCAGCAUAUGAUAAAAAUGAGGACGAGUCAGCAAAAAGUGCUCCGAACAGUCCAUUUGCCAGCAGUACUGUUGGAUGAUAUGGAUCAGGAGAGUAAUAAGGAUCACUACUUUUCCGGCCCUGGGGAGUUCGGCCUCAACCCUAUCAGGACUGGGUCAUCACAAGGUGGUGGCUUUUCCCAGAGCCGCCCUUUUACUUUCGACGAUUCUGUUCCUAGCACACCACUCUCAGCCUUCAAUUCAGGGUAUUCACCGCCAAGGUACAAGGAUAGCUCAGAACCUUCAUUUGACACCUCUAGGUUUGAUUCGUUCAGAAGCACACAAGAUACUGGAUUUUUUCCUCAACCAGAAACACUCGGAAGAUUUGAUUCUAUGCGCAGCAGUAGAGAUUUUGAUCAGGGUAAUGGUUUUCCAACAUUUGAUGACAUCCCAGACCCUUUUGGCUCUUCGGCGCCAUUUAGGUCAUCGCUGGACAGUCAAACUCAAAGAAGAGACUCAGACCCCUUCGGAUCUUCAGGUCCAUUUCGGACGUCACUGGACAGUCAAACUCCCAGAAAAGAAUCAGAUUUUUUUGGGUUUUCAGCAGCGCCAUUUAGGACAUCAUUGACAGUCAAACUUCAAGAGGAGACUCGGACGCAUUUCGGUCCUCUCCAUCUAGGACAUCAUUCACUCCAAGAAGAAACUCGGACCCAUUUGGGUCUUCAGGGCCUUUCCGGACGUCAUUGGAGACUCCGAAAAAGACUCUGAUCAUUGGAGUGCAUUUUAGCCAGGUAGUUGCUCUGCUUCGUUUUAGUGUCUGUUAUUCGCCGUUCCAAGCCUUUCUAUCGUGGGUGUUACGGGCCGUGGCCAAGUUUUAUGCUUUGAAAUCAUUGUGCCUGUAAUGUGUCUUUUGUAUUUCAUUUCUUUGUAUAUGCAUCUCGCUUUGUCUUCAUUCUUUUUUUCCUUUAGCUUAUAAUUUUUCUCCGUAAUUUUGGAAUGUUCCUAGUCCUAUUGAAGCGAAGACCCCUAUAGUUUUAUCGUUGUUACAAAUUUUAUGAUUGUAUUAUUAAACUGGGGUUGUGCCUUUCUUUUUUCGACCUUAAUUUGCUGUAAUAUUUUACCCCCUUAAUAAAAUUUGUUCUGCUGA